Messenger RNA from Scylla paramamosain (green mud crab), 1818 nucleotides. RefSeq lists its product as uncharacterized. Lineage: Eukaryota; Metazoa; Arthropoda; Malacostraca; Decapoda; Portunidae. Gene Ontology annotation, molecular function: protein serine/threonine kinase activity; ATP binding. Gene Ontology annotation, biological process: peptidyl-serine phosphorylation; peptidyl-threonine phosphorylation. The coding region runs from base 560 to 1702 and encodes 380 amino acids. The transcript has a single exon. The record is from RefSeq and is a predicted model, not a curated record.
CACACACACACACACACACACACACACACACACACACACACACACACACACACACACACACACACACACACACACACACACACACACACACACACACACACACACACACACACACACACACACACACACACACACACACACACACACACACACGUGCAGUUCCCGAGGCAGCUUCGCGGCCGUCACGCCCGGCAGAGCUCAGCUGGCGGGCGGCACACACACCUGGGCGCGUGGCCUGGGUGCGUGGCCGAGGUGCCCUGGGCUUGGGGCGGCGGGGCGCUGUGACGUGGCUGGGCGGGAUAUAUAAGUGUGGAGGGCGCCGCGCCGCUCAGUCUCGCCAGCACCACCCCAAGCAAGGCGAGUCUUGACCUCUGCGCCAUCACUGCUGCCUACACUGACCCCGCGUGACCUGGGCUGUCCUGCCACGCCCCUGCAGGCACCACCACUUAUACGUCACCAGCAGCAGCACCGGCAGCAGCAGCAGCAGCAGCAGCAGCAGCAGCAGCAGCAGCAGCAUUUCAACAGACAGUCACUGUUCUAGUACGUGUCCCUUGGCAGCAUGAGUGGGCGCCGCCCCCACAUCAGCCUGGGCUUCCUGACGCCCCCAGACCUCGAGCCCUGGCGCAAGACCAGCACGGGCAGCACGGGUAGCGCGGCCAGCAGCGGCAGCGCGGCCAGCAGCGACACCAGCAGCGGCAGCGAGGCCAGCACGCUGAGCGACCUGAGCAGCAGACGCAGCAGCGCCGUCAGCACCUCGUGUGGCUGCGCCCAGUGCGCCUCGGGGCGCCUCAGCGCCGCCUUGCUGGAGGACGCAGCAGCAGCAGCAGCAGUAGGGGCCGCUGGCGCCGGGUGGCGCGGCUGCGGCGUGGCGGUGCGGCGCCUGUCCCUGCAUCGCGAGGCGUCGUGGACGGAGGUGUCGCACCGGCAGCUGCUGGGGCGCCACCCUCACCUACAGGCGUGCCUCGCCGCCACGCACACACCGGAGGGCCUAUUGCUGCUGCUGGAGGCGGCUCCCUGCGGCGACCUGUCAGCCUUCCUGCGUGUAGGCGGCGUGGGCGAGGAGCGGGCGCGGGGCGUGGCGCAACAGGUGGGAGCCGCCCUGCAGCACGUGCACGCCCGCGGCCUGGUGCACGGCGACCUGCAGCCCCGCCACGUGCUGGUGUGUGACCGCGGCCUCACCUCCUUCAAACUAGGCGGCUUGCAUGCCGCGCGCCCCCGCGGCGCGCCUGUGGAAGCAGGGCCCCGGGGACCCCUGGCGCCCCCAGAGGUGCGGGCCGGGAGCGGCGACCCCUACGCCGCGCACCCCGCGCAGGACGCGUGGCAGCUGGGCCUGCUGCUGGUGGCCUGCCUCACGGGGGCGCUGCCCUGGGCCGCCGCGGACCCCGCUGACCCACACUACACUGCCUGGGCGGCAUGGGCGCGCCGCGCCUCCUCCAGACUGCCGCCUGAAUUCAGGAUCUUCUCGCCGCGGUUCCUGCGCCUGCUGCGCCGCCUGCUGCACCCUGACCCGGAGCGGCGAGGCGCGGUGCGCACCCUGGAUAAGUACCUGCGGGACCCCUGGCUGGCGGGGGGCCCCUCCAUGCUGACACAAGCGCGCCGCGGCUUCACCAGGGCCUUCGCCUCGCUCAAGUCACACCUGACCCACGCCCCCGCCGCGCCCCACGUCCACGCCGCCGCCAGCGUCACUGUCGCUCUCUCCUAGCGCCACGCCGCCAGCCCCCCCACCCCCACAACCAAUAGGUGGUGCUCCGCGCGCCGCCCCUCAGGGACCACUAUUAAUGUUAAGCUUACUCAAUAAAUAAAGAUGUUAUUACUGUA